CUUUCAUUUCUCCAUCGACAAUCACACCACGCUCGUUAGACUUCAAUCAUCGACUUGCAAUGGCCAAACUGGUGCUCUCGGCGAUGGCGCUGCUCAUGCUCGCCACGCCCGCCUUGUCGGCCUGCGAAGGCGGACAUACCUUUGGCUACUGCGAGGACCGAAUCGUGCACUGGUACGACCCGGACACGGGCGAGAUUUGCGACCCGCUCGACUGCGGCGGCGGACGUGCCCCAGUUAAGACAAACGUCCCUGGAUGCGCCGCCUACAAAGGCACCCUCACGCGCCCGACAGAGCCGUCGUACAUGCCCUGCUGGACUCCUGGCUGGACUGGGUACCUCAGCUCGACCAUCGUCACGGCCAGUACUACUGUGGAUGAGGAGAUGACGACUUCGACAGGACUAGUGGGCGUGUCCUCCUCUUCUUCUUCUGUUGGCACAGUAGCAUCAUCAAGUCAGGACGAUUCCGAGUCGGCUACUAGCGCGACCACCGGCGACGGCUUGUCGUCUACCAUGACGACAGUGCCUGGUGCUGGGUCACUUUCAGCCGGGACGCGCUCCACCACCGUCUUGACGACUGCGCCGCAGACAUUGACGGGCGGUGCCGGUAGUAGUGGGGCGGUAGGCACUGCCAUCACGAGUACGACUGUGCCGCCGAGCGCUGGAAAUGUUGUAGCCGGCUCGUCGAUAGCUGUGGUCGCUGGAGUCGCUCUGCAGGCACUUGUCGUCUUCUUCUAGGAAAUCAGGGAUUGUCUCUUUUGAAGCGCAUGGGGGUUAUUUUUGUGUUGUGGAUUAUAAUGAGGGGGAGAACUGAGCCAAGAGUUGGUGUAAGCUAGCUAAGCAAUAUAUUGUACUGUAUUGUACUUGGUCUCCCUGGGAUGGAGAGCCAUAGUCAUCGCAUUGCUAUGUGGC
Parathielavia appendiculata is the source of this 908-nucleotide messenger RNA. RefSeq lists its product as uncharacterized. The record is from RefSeq and is a predicted model, not a curated record. Bases 60 to 734 code for a protein of 224 amino acids. NCBI's taxonomy places the organism in Eukaryota, Fungi, Ascomycota, Sordariomycetes, Sordariales, Chaetomiaceae. The transcript has a single exon.